Molecule: messenger RNA, 3867 nt
Organism: Arctia plantaginis
Lineage: Eukaryota; Metazoa; Arthropoda; Insecta; Lepidoptera; Erebidae
Source: the annotation of a GenBank genome assembly
AUGGUGACUAUUAUAAAAAAUCAAUUGCUGAAACAUCUGUCGAGGUACACAAAGAAUCUGUCACCAGAACAGAUCUCCCUGUCAGCGCUACGAGGGUCUGGUGAGCUUCAAGACCUUACAUUAGAUGAAGAAUUACUGACAGAUCUGCUGGAGCUUCCAGGAUGGGUGCGGCUGACAUCAGCUAAGUGCAACAGAGCUUCGUUCAGGAUACAGUGGACUAAGCUAAAGACUGUGCCUAUAGUUCUGAAUCUUGACGAGGUGCACAUAGCUUUAGAAGUAUGUCAAGAACCGCGUGUGAUGAACCCAAAUGCGGCUGGCGCCCUCCCAGUUCCUGGAAAAUACAGCUAUAUACAUAAGGUAAUCGAUGGAAUUUCAGUGGCGGUAAACCACGUACAAAUAGACUUUAGUUGCGAAGCUUUCACCAGCAGUGUUCAGAUCUCAAGAGUGACGGUAGAGUCCCGAACGCCAGAAGGACGUAAAGGAGACUUAAGACUGACUAGAAUCAAAUCACCGGACACAGGACAGCUGCUUAUAUUUAAGGAGUUAGAAUGGCAGAGCGCUCGCAUAGAGGCGAAGGCGCAUGGCGCGGCUGCUGCCAACCUACCGCCUCUGCGACUGCUUCUCGGGAACACGCACUGUCGGAUCGUUAUCAAAAAGAGAUUGUCAGACUGCGCCGUGGUGGGGUCACGGCUGGCGCUGUGCCCGGAGCCGCUGGCGUGGGCGCUGACGGACGGGCAGCUGCGUGCCGCGCUGGCGUGCGCCGCCGCGCUGGCCGCGCCCGUGCGCCGCGCCACCGCCGCCGCCACCCGCGCCAAGGCGCUGAGGAAGAUUGAGGAACCUCGAGAACCCGUACCUACCAAAUCGGCUACAGGGGAACGAGAUAUACUAGCUAGAAUGUUCGCGAAACACGACGUACGCGAAACCUCCUACCACCUGCUUGCACCUAGAAUUGACCUCCAUUUAUGUGAUGAUCCAGGCUUGGGCAGGUCCGAAAAGCCAUCAUUGUCAAAGGGAGGCGCGUUACAAGUGACUUUAGUGAGCAUGCAGGCUGAUCUUUUCCCAUACCAUAAAGCGUCAGAUGAUAGAAGACAUUGGCGUGGUUAUAGGGAAUCAGCGACGCCGCACAGCCAAUGGUUAUCACAAGCGCUAUCGUCUUUUUGUACUACAUUACUCGAUACACUUGACCCGAGGCCAAUCAUUCCGAGUAAUAAAACAAAUCAAACCGAUAAUGGCGAAGGGCCAGUGUCCAACGGCAUCAAACACCAGCAGCCACCACAACAACACAGUGCUUCCACAGCUCCGUCCACUAACACAACUACCUCACAAGCGUCGCCGACGAGAACACGAAUACUUCAGCAUCUGGGCAAAUUGAUGACCACAUGUCUAGUACUUAGAAUAGAUGACUUCACUGUAUACAAGGUAUCGACAGGGUCCAAGUCCCGGGAAGCCCCGCGGCCUCUUGUAAGUGCGGAGAAAGCCACACUUCCGGGUGACGCUGGUCUUUUGCAUGCAGAACUUACAUUUUUUUAUUACCCUGGUGAUAUAUGCUUCCCUGUGCCAGCACCCAAACUUUACGUGCAACUAUCCCCAGUCCGGAUAUCAGUAGAUGUCCAGAGCGUAGUGUGGCUGGGAGCCUUCCUACCUCAUGUAGCUAGAGCAUUAAAACAAGAAGAACUAAGCGAAGAAGAUGUGCCGCAACCGCCUUACAUGGAUGUCAGGAUGGAAUCUAUUAUGCCCAAGAUCGUGUUAGAAGCUGGCACAGAGCACAUUUCCCAGCAGCGCGACCGACCAAAGGAGUUACAUAUAUGUACUGCAAGGGCGACCCUUACCAACGUUCGAGAAUCGCCUAGAGCCAAUUCUGCGGGCACUCGCGCGGACCUGGCGUCGAUCCUGGCGGCGCUGCGGCGCUCCGCCCCCCCUAGCGGUCAGUUCCCAUGCACGUUGGACGACAUGGACCCCCUACACGAGCAGUUCAUACUGCACGCGGACAACUUAGACGACAUAGAUCGUGGCACAGAAAUCUCGCCCGAGCUGUUGUGGCGCGAGAACAGGUCCGUGUGGUGCGCGCGCGUCGAGCCGCUGUGGGCUGACUUCUGUGGCGCGAGGGCUACUAACUACAAACCUGCUCCUUUGCUCGACGCCACGCCUCUUACCGCUUGGAUAUGUUUUGAUGACGAUAUGUCGCGUAUCUGGAUAGUGGCCCGAACUUGCGGAUUGGCUGGACUUCAGCUCAACCAUUACCAGAUGCUGUUCCUCAUGCGACAGUUGGAAAGAAUCUCCGAGAUGACAGCAUGGCUGGCGCAUGACGCUGAUCGACAACCAGAUGCUGAAGAUGGAUCAAUAGUAAUAGGCGUAGUUGUACCAGCUGUGGAGCUUACCUUCGUGCUUCCAUCCAACUGUCCCGGACAAGAGUCUUCCAGAGAUCUCGACAGUGUGCCUCUAGACUCUUCCAGCUUACAGGACUUGAAAAUGGAACAUCAAGCCGUAUCCACUUUAGAAGCGUCAACACCACUUGAGGAUAACUGCAUAGGUUCCGAAGCUACUAUGGCCCCAUCCAUUGUUGAUCGCGACAGUGGAGUGCUGGCUACGACUUCGAUCGAUGUAUAUCAACCGAUACCUAUUGAGGAACCGCUCCCGCCCAGUCCUGGACUCAAUUUUGGUGGUUUCUCUUCAAUGCGUCGCGGCUUCACGUCCCUGGUGACGUCUAUAGACAGUGCGCUGACCCGCGACGACACGCGCAGUGACGCUGCGUCCACGGCCAGCUCCGACAGCGAUAGAUACGUGGUGGUGGGACUCGCGGCUGAAUCGCCCGACGAUGCUGAUAUGGCAUUUAGAGAGUUCGAACACGGCCGAGUCUCGAGUGGCGUGGAGGUAGCAGCUGAAGUUGUGGAAAGGUCUUCCUCACCCAGCGAUCGAUCUGUCACCAGCUCGUGUCGGAGACGAGAUGUGAUAUCAACGAGCACAUGGAGACUAAACAACAUCCACGUUGUACAUCAAAGUGUUGGAAGCAAUUCCGCUUUAAGGCUUGCCGCUGACGAUCUGAAAAGCGAUGAAUGUUCUGCAAUCCCUUGGGAUGAGUUCCAGAAUAAGUUCUCGAUGCGGGCGCGUGCUUGGUCGGAGCCGGUGUUCGAGAGUGAUGAGUUGGCAACGAGAGCUAUUCCUAACGUCGCCGCAAGAUUUGUAAGGACUCAGCUGCCAAGAAAACCUGAUGAAAAGGGAGAAGUAUCAGGAUUAGCGCCAUUUGAGGAACUGCUCGAGGCUCGGGUGAGGGACCUCUCUAUAGCUCUCAACAUGAGUACUGCCUUGGCACUCGCUGAGCUUAUUGAGGACGAGGUUGUGGCUCCACCUAUGCCUUUAGAGGUAUUAAUAGAGAACGUGAAACUCCACCUAAUAGAAGACCGUCCCACUCGCUCAAUAUCCUCCCCCCCGCCCCAACCUUUGGACCUCGAUUUGACGACGAUUCGAAUGACCCGCGACACCGCCGGAGUUGUGCGACUCGGCCCCCCAGUGUCAACUCCGUCGACGAUAGCGUCACCGGCCACUCCGCAACCCAUGCCGGAGCUAGAUGAAGCCAAAGAGAAAAUUGAAAGGCUGAAUAGAGAAAAUGAAGAGUUAAGGAAAAGACUAGUCACGUUAGCAAGGAUAGCAGAAGAUAAUAGGGAGCUUAGAGCUAAAGUGGAGGAGGGCAUCUGUACUUCGAAAGGGUUCUCCCGGGGGCCCCCAACAAAAAGGGGCCCCAAAAGGAGCAACUAUCAGGUGUCGCGGAAAAGAUGCGGUCCCGAGGCGGUCCGCCGCAGGGCUGCCUCGAUUGCACGGCGUGCUGCGGAGACCAGCAGACGUAGAUGCGAACUUUAUAAACAACCCUAG